This is a messenger RNA of Myotis myotis, 6723 nucleotides long. RefSeq lists its product as uncharacterized. Bases 1 to 6723 code for a protein of 2240 amino acids. NCBI's taxonomy places the organism in Eukaryota, Metazoa, Chordata, Mammalia, Chiroptera, Vespertilionidae. Gene Ontology annotation, cellular component: membrane. The record is from RefSeq and is a predicted model, not a curated record. The transcript is spliced from 28 exons.
AUGGAGGACAGCUAUAGCCCCAAGGAGACGCCACACCAGGCUGGGGGCACAGGGGUGUGGGAGCUGCUGGUCCAGAGGCCAAGAGGCAGAGUCCUGGGCAGGAAGCUGCAGAGGGGCCUGCAUGCAGCCCUGAAGGAACAGCAUGGAGAGGACGGAGGCGGACCCGGCAACCUGAAACUGGCGAACAGAUACAGUGAGUGUGACGGAUUGGUGCUGGUCCAACACGAGGGUGUGUGGGGACACGUGUGCAACCAGGAGUGGACGCUGGCGGAGGCAUCGGUGGUCUGCAGGCAGCUGGGCUGCGGCCAGGCUGUGGGGGCCCCCAAGUAUGUCCCGCUGCCCCAUGAGAGGCGGCAGCCCGUGCUCCACAACGUGUCCUGCAGGGGGGACGAGUCCUCCCUGUGGGAGUGCAGCCUCGGGGCGUGGACGCAGACCCAGUGCCCCCACGAGUGGAUGGUGGUAGCGCUGUGCACCAACGGUACUUUCCGGGAGAUCCGGCUGGUGAAGGGCCGAAGCCCCUGCUCCGGGCUCCCCGAGAUCAGGAACCUGAACGGCAUUGACCGCCUCUGUGGCCUGCAUGAGACGGAGGCCACAGUGUUCUGCCAGGAGCUGGGGUGCGGCCCCGCGCUGCAGGCUUCCCGCCAAGAUGCAGGCACUGGCGGGAAGUACAUGACUUGCCAGGGCACGGAGCCCACCAUCCGAAACUGCAGACUCAACAACAACCUCCGCAGCGGCUGCGACUUCCAGCAAGACGCAGAGGUGGUCUGUUCAGGACACAUUGAGGCCCGGCUGGUGGGCGGCGAGCACCCCUGUGCUGGGCGCCUGGAGGUGAGGCGUGGCCUGACCUGGGGCACCGUCUGUGACCAGGACCUGGACCAGGCCACAGCCCACGUGGUGUGUCGGGAGCUGCAGUGUGGCAUGGCCGCGUCCACACCCCCGGGCGCGCACUUCGGCCAGGGCUCUGGGUCCGUGUGGACGGAGGCCUUCCGCUGUGCAGGCAACGAGUCCCUGCUGUUCCAUUGCCCUCGGGCGCCUGGGCACCAGUGUGGGCACAGCCAGGACGCCGGGCUCAGGUGCUCAGGUGAGGCCGGGAGGGUGGGCUCUGAGGCUCCCCUGCCUACUUUCCCACCAGCCUUCCUCUGGGAUUCCUCCUGGGUGUUCCAACCCAGCGCACAGAGAUGCCUCCAGCCAGGAGGGUGUCCUGUUCCAGUUAGAGGAAAGUUCCGGCUGGUCAACGGCAGCAGCAGCUGUGAGGGGCACGUGGAGCUCCAGGUUCAAGGGGCCUGGGCACCCCUCUGUGCUGCCCACUGGGACUUGGCAGACGCCACCGUCCUCUGCCACCAGCUCAACUGUGGCAGUGCCCUGGCCGCGCCCCAAGGAGGUCACUUUGGGCACGGAAGCGCUCCCCUCUGGCCCGACAGGUUUCACUGUGCGGGGACAGAGCCCUAUUUGUGGAAUUGCCCGGUGAGCACCCUGGGCGCCCCCGCCUGUGCCCCGGGAAACUCGGCCUCCGUGGUCUGCUCAGGUCUCCGCCACGCCCUGCGGCUGCGGGAUGGGCAGAGCCGCUGUGACGGCCGCGUGGAGGUGUCCCUGGACGGCGUGUGGGGCCGCGUCCUGGACGACGCGUGGGACGUGCGCGGCGCGGGCGUGGUGUGCCGGCAGCUGGGGUGCGGAGAGGCGGAGCGGGCCUACGAUGCGGCCGCCCCGGGGCGCGGGGCCGGCGUGGGGCUGAGCGGCGUGCGCUGUCUGGGCAGCGAGGCCCGCCUGGCCCAGUGCAACGUGUCCGCGUCGCGGCUGGUGCCGGCGGGGACCUGGCGGGACGCGGGCGUGGUGUGCGCUGGGAGCCGCCGCGUGCGCCUGGCCGCGGGGCCGGGCCGCUGUGCGGGGCGCGUGGAGGUGCUGCACGGGGGCGCGUGGGGCACCGUGUGCGAUGACGGCUGGGACCUGCGGGACGCGCACGUGGUGUGCAGGCAGCUGGGCUGCGGCCACGCGCUGGGCGCCCCGGGGGCGGCGCACUUCGGGUCCGGGUCCGGGCGCAUCUGGAUGGACGAGCUGGGCUGCGAGGGCAACGAGUCUGCGCUGUGGCGGUGCCCGUCCGGUGGCUGGGGCCAGCACGACUGCGGGCACAAGGAGGACGCCGGCGUCUUCUGCUCAGAGUCUGUGGCCCUGAGGCUGCAAGGGGGCACCCAGCACUGUGCUGGGUGGCUGGAGGUGUUCUACAACGGCACGUGGGGCGCCGUAUGCGGUAACUCCCUGAAGGAGAACUCCUUGUCCAUCAUUUGCAAGCAGCUGGGCUGUGGGGAGCAGGGCUGGCUGGAGAACAGGCCCGUCCUCACUGGCCUGGGCAUCUCCUGGGUGGACAACAUUGAGUGCCGCAGGCUGCAAAACUCUACGCUGUGGCAGUGCCCCUCAGCCCAGUGGCAUCCGCACUCCUGUGCCCACGGAGAAGAGAUCUGGAUCACCUGUACAGGAUUAUCAGCAAAAACGACGCAGGACCCCGGGGAGACCCUCAACUGCUCAGCCACCCGCAGCUGCCCAGAGGAAGGCUCGGUGCGCGUGAGCGGGGGCGAGGACAGCUGCUCCGGCCGCGUGGAGCUCUGGCACGAGGGCUCCUGGGGCACCGUGUGCGACGAUUCCUGGGACCUGGCGGACGCGGAGGUCGUGUGCCGCCAGCUGGGCUGUGGCAGGGCCAUCAGCGCCCUGGCCGGGGCCGCCUUUGGUCCAGGCUCAGGGCCUGUGUGGCUGGACGAGGUGGGGUGCCGGGGCAGCGAGGCGUCCCUGUGGGGCUGCCCAGCGGAGCCGUGGGGACGUGCGGACUGCGGGCACAAGGAGGAUGCGGGCGUGCGCUGCUCCCGUGACAGAGGGACCACGGUCCGCCCACCAGCAUCAGGCCCUGCCUUGGCCCCACUGCCUUCCCUCAAGGCUGGGACCCUGCCCAUGAUCUUCUGCUUCGUUCUGGGAACCCUCCUGGGCUGCGUCUCCCUGAUCCUGGGGGUGCAGUGGUACCGCAGAGGAGCCUGCAGAGGUUUUGGAAUGUUGGGGACUCGGCCCUCGGAAGUUGUUUAUGAGGACAUUGGAGCUGUCCCCAUGGGGGAGAAGGUCGAAGGGUCCAGUGUGCCCCAGGACCUGCUGCCGGAAGAGGACUAUGACGAUGCCUGGGAGCCCGAGCCAGGCCCUGAGGAGCCGGAGGAGGAGCCGGAGGAGCCGGAGGAGGGGACGGCCCUGAGCUCCGUGGGUGGACUCCGCACCCUCCGGGCCCCAGAGUGCAGGCUGGGACGGAAAACCAGCCUCCGGGCCCCAGAGUGCAGGCUGGGACGGAAAACCGCGGUGGCCCCGGCUGCAGGAUGCGAUGCGCAGGAGCUGGCCAUCGGGGACACCAGCAAGACUCCUGGGAGCUUUCAUAUCUCCCCCUGUGCCCACCCCCUGGGCUGUGAGAGAGGCACAGCUUGUGCUUUCCAGGACCACUAUGCUGCAGACGAUGAAAGUCAGUCCCUUCUGGACAGGAAGCCUGGUGAAGGAGAUGGGGUCAUGUCCACAGAGGUUGGACGGGGCCUCUGGGGUGAAGUGGACGGCUCAGCGCUGAGCUGGAGUCCACCGCCUGCGCCGGUGCGGAGCACACCUCCCGGGCCUGAGGGGGCUCAGCAACAGAGGUGCCCAGGGAUGGCAUCGUCCCCUCUGCGGCUGUGGCCCCUCCUCCUGGCCUGCUGGACCCUCCCUGCGGGCCCCGCGGCGGAGUCCGUGGCCCUGCUGAGAGGCGGGAACCGCUGCGAGGGCCUGGUGCGGGUCCAGCUCGGCGGCCGGCGGGGCCCGGUGUGUGGGGACCACUGGGGCCCGCAGGAGGCAGCGGUCGUCUGCCGGCAGCUGGACUGCGGCGGGGCCCACGUGGCGCCCACCUACGUGAUGUGGCCCCAGGAGAGGCAGCCCUCCUUGCUGCAGGGCGUGAGGUGCCAGGGCUCGGAGGCCUCGCUCUGGGACUGCGCCCCGGGGUCGUGGGAGAAGCCGGAGGGCUGCGCGUGUGAGUGCAUCGGCGCGGUCCACUGCACAGGUGGGGAGCUGGCGAAAGUGGGGCUCAGCGGCGGAGGCAGCCCCUGCGCAGGGACCUUUGAGAUCAGACUGCCUGGAAGCCCUAGUAUGACGUGCGGUUUGCACGUGGAGGAGGCGAGUGUCUUCUGCAGGAGUCUGGGGUGUGGCCCCGUGCUCCAGGCGUCCAGACCCCACCGCACCGGGGGCUCUGGGGGCUGGGGACCUAAGAUCGUGACCUGCCGGGGAACAGAGUCCAGCAUCUUCAACUGCAGGUUCAAUAUGAACUUUCAGGACCAGUGCAACCUGCCGACAGAUGCGCAGGUCGUGUGUUCAGGACACACUGAGGCCCGGCUGAUGGGCGGCGAGCACCCCUGUGCUGGGCGCCUGGAGGUGAGGCGUGGCCUGACCUGGGGCACCGUCUGCGAAGAGGACCUGGACCAGGCCACGGCCCACGUGGUGUGUCGGGAGCUGCAGUGUGGCUCAGCUCUGUCCACACCCCGGGCCGCGCACUUUGGCCAGGGCUCUGGGUCCGUGUGGACGGAGGCCUUCCGCUGUGCAGGCAACGAGUCCCUGCUGUUCCACUGCCCUCAGGCGCCUGGGCACCAGUGUGGGCAUGGCCAGGACGCCGGGCUCAGGUGCUCGGGGGAAAGGUUCCGGCUGGUCAACGGCAGCAGCAGCUGUGAGGGGCGCAUGGAGCUCCAGGUUCAGGGGGCCUGGGCACCCCUCUGUGCCGCCCACUGGGACCUGGCAGACGCCACCGUCCUCUGCCACCAGCUCAACUGUGGCAGUGCCCUGGCCGCGCCCCAAGGAGGUCACUUUGGGCACGGAAGCACUCCCCCCUGGCCCGACAGGUUUCACUGUGCGGGGACAGAGCCCUAUUUGUGGAAUUGCCCGGUGAGCACCCUGGGCGCCCCCGCCUGUGCCCCGGGAAACUCGGCCUCCGUGGUCUGCUCAGGUCUCCGCCACGCCCUGCGGCUGCGGGAUGGGCAGAGCCGCUGUGACGGCCGCGUGGAGGUGUCCCUGGACGGCGUGUGGGGCCGCGUCCUGGACGACGCGUGGGACGUGCGCGGCGCGGGCGUGGUGUGCCGGCAGCUGGGGUGCGGAGAGGCGGAGCGGGCCUACGAUGCGGCCGCCCCGGGGCGCGGGGCCGGCGUGGGGCUGAGCCGCGUGCGCUGUCUGGGCGGCGAGGCCCGCCUGGCCCAGUGCAACGUGUCCGCGUCGCGGCUGGUGCCGGCGGGGACCUGGCGGGACGCGGGCGUGGUGUGCGCUGGGAGCCGCCGCGUGCGCCUGGCCGCGGGGCCGGGCCGCUGUGCGGGGCGCGUGGAGGUGCUGCACGGGGGCGCGUGGGGCACCGUGUGCGAUGACGGCUGGGACCUGCGGGACGCGCACGUGGUGUGCAGGCAGCUGGGCUGCGGCCACGCGCUGGGCGCCCCGGGGGCGGCGCACUUCGGGUCCGGGUCCGGGCGCAUCUGGAUGGACGAGCUGGGCUGCGAGGGCAACGAGUCUGCGCUGUGGCGGUGCCCGUCCGGUGGCUGGGGCCAGCACGACUGCGGGCACAAGGAGGACGCCGGCGUCUUCUGCUCAGGGCUCACAGACCUGAGGCUGCGGGACGGCAGCGGGCCCUGCGCCGGGCGCCUGGAGGUGUUCUACAAUGGCACCUGGGGAGGCGUGUGCCGGACGCUGAGCCCUGCCUCCCUGGGCGUCCUGUGUGGCCAGCUGGGCUGUGGGCCGCAGGGACAGCUCCAGGCGGCGGUGGGGACCCGGAAGGCCCCCGGGACGCUCUGGGUGGCCUCCAUUCAGUGCCGGCACAGGCACGACCUGUCCCUGUGGCAGUGCCCGUCAGCCCCCUGGGACCAGCAUUCGUGCUCCAGCCAGGAGGAGGCCUGGGUGGUGUGUGCAGAGAACAAGGAAAAGUAUUUCACAGAAUUUGAAACUGCCAACCUUGCAAAUAUCCGAUGGGUACUACUUUCCUACACAGAAAAGGCAGGAGGAACUCCUCCGGACCCCGGGGAGACCCUCAACUGCUCAGCCACCCGCAGCUGCCCAGAGGAAGGCUCGGUGCGCGUGAGCGGGGGCGAGGACAGCUGCUCCGGCCGCGUGGAGCUCUGGCACGAGGGCUCCUGGGGCACCGUGUGCGACGAUUCCUGGGACCUGGCGGACGCGGAGGUCGUGUGCCGCCAGCUGGGCUGUGGCAGGGCCAUCAGCGCCUUGGCCGGGGCCGCCUUUGGUCCGGGCUCAGGGCCUGUGUGGCUGGACGAGGUGGGGUGCCGGGACAGCGAGGCGUCCCUGUGGGGCUGCCCAGCGGAGCCGUGGGGACGUGCGGACUGCGGGCACAAGGAGGACGCGGGCGUGCGCUGCUCCCAGCCUGGCCCUGCUCCCCUGCGGAACCCAGAGCCCUGCCCGAUGCUCAGGGCGGUCAGCACCGUCCUGGGAGCGCUUCUUGGUCUUCUCUUUCUGGGCCUCCUGGGCCUCCUGAUCCUGCUACGAAUCACACAAGCCAAGCAGAGAGGCCUGGGAAGUUCGGAGGUGUCUCCUGGAGAGCCCACCUAUGAAGUCAUCGGGGAACUGCCUCUCGCAGGGCUGUACGAGGAAAUCGAGGAGGAGCCCCAGGAAGGGGCAGCGAGCCUCACGGACGGACAGUCUGGACCGGAGGAGGGUUACGACGAGGCUGCGUUUCCUCUGGAGGAGAUGACGCUGUGA